GGUCCAAAUAAUAUUAUGGGCCCAGCGGCCCAUUUCCUAAUCCACUUCUGUGGGACGACUUUUCCGCGGCGAGUAGCAGUAAAAGAUGCACUCGCUCUCGUCUCUCCCUCCAGUUGCGGUCCUCUGCCGAGUGAGCCCCAAGCGCCGCCGUCUUGCAGCGCCGGGACGGCGGGGAACUCAGAUCAGAGCCAUGAGAGCCGUCGUCCAGCGGGUCGCCUCUGCCAGCGUCGAGGUGGAGGGGCGGAUUGUGUCCGAGAUAGGGCCGGGGCUGCUGGUGCUCGUAGGUCUUCACGAGUCCGACACCGAUUCCGACGCCGAAUACAUGUAAUGCAGAAGAACUAUGGUGUUUUAUUAGUGAGUCAGUUCACAUUAUAUGGAGUCUUGAAGGGUAACAAGCCCGAUUUCCAUGUGGCGAUGCCGCCCCAAAGUGCAAAGUCCUUUUACGAUUCUGUUGUUGAAAGAUUUCGGAAAGCCUACAGCCCGGAUGCCAUCAAAGAUGGUAUAUUUGGAGCAAAGAUGAAGGUUAAUCUAGUUAAUGAUGGACCUGUGACGAUGCAGCUCGACUCAUCUGCAUCAGCGAAGAACACAGCCAAUACAGUAGAAGAUUCUUCAUAAGUUGGUUAUUCAAAUUGGAACUCGGCUUAUGUUCGGACCAUUAAACACUGUAGGAGAGCUGCUUGCGAGAAUGAAUUGUUGAUUAAUUUCAGGGAAAGCAGAGUGUUUGUUACACUUACAUGAGGAACGAGGCAUAAGAAUUUGCAAUCAGAGUCCUCAAUGUAUUGAUAGAAUUAUUUAGAGAAAACUAUCAAUUUGGUUCUCGAAAGAUUAUUUUGCCAUCAAUUUGGUCCUUCAAAGAUUUUGGCCAUCAAUAUGGUCUUUCAAAUAUCAUAUUGCCAUUAAUUUAAUCUUCUGUUAAAAAAACUGUUAGAAUUGCUUAAUUCCGUCAAAUAAUUUCUAUAAGAAAUAAAAAUAGAAAAUUUUUUUUUGGA
Punica granatum (pomegranate) is the source of this 989-nucleotide messenger RNA. NCBI's taxonomy places the organism in Eukaryota, Viridiplantae, Streptophyta, Magnoliopsida, Myrtales, Lythraceae. The record is from RefSeq and is a predicted model, not a curated record.